This is a messenger RNA of Venustampulla echinocandica, 4005 nucleotides long. RefSeq lists its product as uncharacterized. The coding region runs from base 1 to 4005 and encodes 1334 amino acids. Gene Ontology annotation, molecular function: dynein complex binding; microtubule plus-end binding. The record is from RefSeq and is a predicted model, not a curated record. Gene Ontology annotation, biological process: establishment of mitotic spindle orientation; microtubule organizing center organization; vesicle transport along microtubule. The transcript has 4 exons. Gene Ontology annotation, cellular component: microtubule associated complex; nuclear envelope; cytoplasmic microtubule. NCBI's taxonomy places the organism in Eukaryota, Fungi, Ascomycota, Leotiomycetes, Helotiales, Pleuroascaceae.
AUGGACGGCGAUGCUAUUGCCGACCAGGCUGCCUUCCAGGUCAGUCGAUGUGAGAUCCAACCUCCUCUCCAAGCAAGUUCACCUGCAUACCGACUCAGCGACUCAAUGCUCACCCAGAAGCGCAACAAUGAUGGCGAGUUCAGCCUGACCGAGGAUUUAGGCGACAAUCCGCCUCGAUAUGCAAUACUUUCGCACAGAUGGGAAGCAGAGGAGACUACCUUCAAAGAGAUGAGGGAUGGUACGGGCAAGAACAAGGCUGGUUACAAGAAGAUCCGGUUCUGCGGAGAACAGGCUGGUCGAGAUCACAUACGAUAUUUCUGGGUUGAUACUUGUUGCAUCGACAAAACGAAUAAUACUGAGCUUGCAGAGGCUAUCAACUCAAUGUUUCGCUGGUACCGCGAUGCUGUUAAAUGCUACGUCUAUCUAUCAGAUGUUCCAGAAUCUACCUCCAAUAUUGAUAGUAACUCUCACUUGCUGCCCUGGGAACCAGCUUUUCGAGAAAGUAAAUGGUUUACCCGGGGAUGGACCCUUCAAGAGCUCCUCGCUCCUACUUCAGUUGAAUUCUUCUCUCGACAUAACAAACGACUAGGAGAUAAGAGAACUCUAGAGCAAAACAUUUACGAGAUCACGGGGAUCCCAAUUUCAGCACUUAGAGGAGCCUCUCUGUCUCAAUUCGAAGUCGAUGAGCGAUUGUCGUGGGCAGAAAACCGUCAGACUACGCGCGGAGAAGAUAAGGCGUACUCACUACUAGGCAUGUUUGGCAUUUAUUUGCCGCUCAUCUAUGGCGAAGGGAAAGACCAUGCAUUCAAACGGCUUAAGAAGGAGAUUCAGAAUUCUCUAAAAGAAGAGAGCGAGCAGCAUUCUUCCGACCCUCAGAACCGGAGCUGUAUACAGGAUCUACGGAUAACAGAUCCCCGAGAGGACAAGAAGCGGAUAGAGGAAACGAAAGGCGGCCUGCUGCGAGACUCCUACCGGUGGAUCUUUGAACAUCCUGAUUUUCACAAAUGGCGUGACGACAAACAAGCUGGUGUGCUGUGGAUCAAUGGCGGACCCGGCAAAGGCAAGACGAUGCUGCUCUGUGGUAUCAUUGACGAGAUAGGCGCCUUGACAAAGCUUAAAAAUAAGGACGAAACUACUCUGCUGUCGUAUUUCUUCUGCCAGGCGACUGACACUCGCAUCAACAAUGCGAUAGCCGUGCUGCGCGGCCUCAUUUAUCUGCUCAUUAGCCAGCAGCCGUCAUUAAUCAAACAUGUACAAGAGAAGUACAGUCAUGCUGGUAAAGCCCUCUUUGAGGACGGUAACGCCUGGGUUUCAUUGUCUGAAAUAUUCACAAGCAUUCUGCAAGAUCUGGACCUGAAUAACGCCUACUUGAUCAUCGAUGCGCUUGACGAAUGCGUAGCAGACUUGCCAAAACUAUUGAAUUUCAUCGGCCAGAAGUCGUGCAUGUCUCCUCGCAUCAAGUGGGUCAUUUCUAGCCGCAACUGGCCAGAUAUUGAAGAACGACUGGAGAGAGCCGUGCGAAAGACGAUAAUAUGCCUCGAGCUGAACUCCACGUCUGUUUCGACGGCCGUAGAGACGGCCGUCGAUACUUACAUCCAGUUCAGGGUAGAUUCUUUAGCAGUGAAAAAUAAAUAUGACAGUGAUACGCGGAAUGCUGUUCAGCGCUACUUGUCGUCAAACGCACAUGGCACGUUCUUGUGGGUGGCCUUAGUCUGCCAAGAACUUGCCUCCUCAGGACGGGCAACUGAAGAAAUAUUAACUGCGUUUCCCCCUGGGCUCAAUGCCAUCUAUAGCCGGAUGAUCGACCAGAUAUACAAUCUCAAUGAUUCUAGACUCUGCAAAAGCAUCCUGGCCGUCAUCUCGAUCGUAUACCGGCCUAUUACAUUGGACGAACUGGCGUCCUUGGUUGAUAUUCCUCCUCAAAGUGCUAGAAAUUACAAUAUUUUGACAGAAACUGUAGGGCUUUGUGGCUCUUUUCUGGCAUUUCGAGAACGCACGAUCUUUUUUGUCCAUCAGACUGCAAAGGACUUUUUAAUCGGAAAAGCAGCUGAUGAUAUUUUCCCCUCUGGUAUAAGAGAUAUACACUACACCAUCUUCUCACGGUCGCUACAAGUUAUGUCCAGAACAUUACGACGUGAUAUCUAUAGCCUAGGGGCUACCGGAAUCUCUAUCGACCAAGUCAAGCAGCCCGAUCCAGAUCCACUAGCAGUAGUACGAUACUCUUGUCUCUACUGGAUUGACCAUCUGCUAGACUGUAACGUUAGAGGGAAUGCUACUGAUGACCUCAAGGAUGGUGGCUCAGUCUAUAGCUUUUUAUAUUACAACUUUUUGUACUGGUUGGAGGCGCUGAGCUUGGACAGGAGAAUAUCAUAUAGCAUAAUUAUGAUUAGGAAGCUCGAGUAUUGGCUUCAAGUCGAUGAAAGUCCCAAUUUAUAUGCGUUUAUAUAUGAAGCGAAGCGGUUUGCCCUAUACAACCGAUUUAUCAUUGAACAGGCGCCUCUUCAGUCAUAUUGUUCAGCACUUAUCUUCAGCCCGGAGAAGAAUAUUAUUAGAGUAGCAUUUGAGAAGUGUAUCCCCGCUUGGUUUGAAAGAAAGCCUAGAAUUCAAGCCCAUUGGACGGCGGUGAUCCAAACGCUUGAGGGCCACUCAGACUUAGUCUUUUCUGUUGCCUUCUCGCCGGACGGCAAGCAAGUCGUCUCGUGCUCUAGCGACCAGACUGUGCGACUAUGGGACGCUAAUACAGGAGCGGCGCUCCAGACGCUUCAGGGCCACUUGAGUUGGGUCUUUUCCGUUGCCUUUUCACCUGAUAGCAAGCAGGUCAUCUCGGGCUCUGGCGAUCAGACGGUGCAGCUUUGGGACGCUACUACAGGAGCGGCGCUCCAGACGCUCGCGGGCCACUCGGCCAGAGUCAAUUCAGUCGCUUUUUCACCAGACGGCAAACAAGUCGUCUCGUGCUCUGACGAUCAGACGGUACGUUUCUGGGACGCUACUACAGGGGCGGCGCUUCAGACGCUCUGGGGCCAUAUGAGCUGGGUCAGUUCUGUCGCCUUUUCACCUGAUAGCAAGCAGGUCAUCUCGGGCUCUGGCGAUCAGACGGUGCGGCUCUGGGACGUUACUACGGGAGCGGCGCUUCAGACAUUCGAGGGCCACUCAGACAAAGUCACUUCAGUCGAUUUCUCACCUGACGGCAAGCAAGUAGUCUCGGGUUCUGGCGAUGACACAGUGCGACUCUGGGACGCUAUAACAGGAACGGCGCUUCAGACAUUCGAGGAUCACUCAGACAAGGUCACUUCAGUCGCUUUCUCACCAGACGGCAAGCAAGUUGCCUCGGGCUCUGACGAUUACACGGUGCGGCUCUGGGAUGCUAGCAUAGGAGAACUACUUCAGACGCUUGCGGGCCACUCGGCCAAAGUCAAUUCAAUUACUUUUUCACCAGACGGCAAGCAAGUCGUCUCGGGGUCCGACGAUCGGACGGUGCGACUCUGGGACGCUACAAUUAGAGCACCACUUCAGAUGUUCGAGGGUCACUCGGACGAUGUCACUUCGAUUGCUUUCUCACCAGACGGCAAGCAGGUUGUCUCGGGCUCUGACGAUUACACGGUGCGGCUCUGGGACGCUAGCACAGGAGAACUACUUCAGACGCUCGAGGGUCACUUAGACAAGGUCACUUCAGUUGUCUUCUCACCGGACGGCAAGCAAGUCGUCUCAGGCUCUGACGAUCACACGGUGCGGCUCUGGGAUACGACAACAGGAGCGGCGCUCCAGAUGCUCUGGGGCCACUCGGAUUUGGUCACUUCUAUCGCCUUCUUAUCCGACAGCAAGCCGCCACCAACCUUACACGUUUUAAAUCAUUGGCUUGUAGAAGGCAUCACCAAAGUGCUCUGGCUGCCUCCUGAGUACCGACCCACUUGUGAAGCUAUUUGGGACAGACUCGUCGUUUUGGGACAUUCAUCAGGGAGACUUUCAUUUUUUCAGAUCAAGAAGGGGCUAAAGUUUAUUUUGUGA